Molecule: messenger RNA, 2207 nt
Organism: Wyeomyia smithii (pitcher-plant mosquito)
Lineage: Eukaryota; Metazoa; Arthropoda; Insecta; Diptera; Culicidae
Product: acetyl-coenzyme A transporter 1
Exons: 4
Coding region: 268-1851 (527 amino acids)
Cellular component (GO): membrane
Molecular function (GO): acetyl-CoA transmembrane transporter activity
Source: RefSeq, a predicted model, not a curated record
UUGGCACCUUUGAAAAACGUCAACAAAUUGACUGUUGAUUGUUCUUGUUGGCAUACUGGUACGGCAAAAAAUUUAUAAAAGCAACAUUUAUUUUAGGAAAAAUUACAGAACUAAUACAUUCCGCAUUGAUUCUAACCGUGAGAUAAAAAAGUGACGUGUACUUUCGGAAGUUGUUUUAAACGUCAAAUGUUUCCAAACAACUAACAUUGCGAAGGAAAUUGAUAAGUAAAAUUUAUUUCUUCGUUAUAUUCCAAUUAUAAUAGAGUGAUGAGUGUUCGAAAACGCCAAGAUCAACGUUCGGAUCAGGUUCCACUAGUAGCCCCUGGUAAUAAAUAUGAACAUGACGACAAGCAUGAAGCUAGUGACCUGCGCGGGGAUUGGGGCAACAUAGCAAUAUUGUUUUUCCUGUACCUAUUGCAGGGUAUUCCCAUAGGACUAGCCGCUGCAAUCCCAAUGCUCCUACAAAACCGCGGCGCUAGCUACAAACAGCAGGCGGAGUUUAGUUUCGCUCAUUGGCCAUUCAGUAUGAAACUACUUUGGGCUCCAAUUGUCGAUUCGCUUUACUGUAAUCGCUUCGGACGUCGUAAAUCGUGGCUAAUCCCAACCCAAUAUUUGAUCGGCAUUUUUAUGCUUAUUCUCUCUGUGCAUGUAAAUCGAUGGUUGGGAAGUGCUGCCGAAGAUGGAGCACUAGUUCCAAAUAUACCUAUAUUGGCAGGGAUAUUUUUUGCCCUGAAUUUUCUUGCCGCCACUCAAGAUAUCGCAGUGGAUGGCUGGGCCCUAACGAUGCUGAAACGAUGUAACGUUGGUCAUGCUUCCACUUGUAAUAGCGUAGGACAAACGGCCGGUUAUUUUCUGGGUUAUGUAGCAUUCAUGGCCCUAGAGUCAGCAGAAUUUUGUAACAGUUAUUUGCGAACAGAACCUUCCGACGAUGGAUUAGUCACACUUCCUGGAUUUUUGUGGUUCUGGGGUCUAGUAUUUCUAGUUACAACAACACUAGUGGCAUUAUUAAAACGAGAAUAUCUGCCUAGUAUUGAUCGCGGGCACGACGAACAUUUGGUGUUGAAUAUAAAAGAAACCUACACUUUACUUCUCAACAUCGUGAAAAUGAAGCCCAUAUUAAUUUUGACUGCGAUUCUGCUAACGGUAAAAAUUGGGUUCUCCGCUUGCGAUGCUGUUACUUCGCUUAAGCUGAUUGAUGCUGGCGUUCCAAAAGACAAACUGGCUCUUCUGGUGGUUCCACUAGUUCCAUUACAAAUAAUUCUACCACUGGUGAUUAGCAAGUAUACCACUGGACCACGACCAAUGGAGGUCUAUCUAAAAGCUAUUCCAUAUCGAAUCGGUCUGACGCUGAUCGCAGCUGCUGUUGUCUGGUUUACACCGGCAUUGAUACAAAACAACCACGUUCCUUACUAUUAUUACCUUAUACUAUUAGCCAAUUAUGGUCUUUAUCAAAUAGCUCUCUAUAGUAUGUUUGUGGCUGUUAUGGCAUUUUUUGCAAGAAUCAGUGAUCCUGCCGUAGGUGGUACAUAUAUGACAUUGCUAAAUACAUUAAGCAAUCUUGGUGGUAACUGGCCGACUACGGUUGUUCUAUGGAUGGUCGAUGUAUUGACAUGGAAGCAAUGUUCUAACGCUGCUGAUAAUAGUUGUUCGGAUAUUGCACAGCAAGAGGUUUGCAGUGAAGGGAGAGGUAAAUGUAAUAUCCUGAUCGAUGGAUAUUAUAUAGAAAUUGCUAUUUGUUUGGUAUACGGAGUUUUGUGGUACCAAUGGGGCAAGCAUAAAAUCCGCUAUCUGCAAAGUUUACCUUUAAGCGCCUGGCGAGUAGUACAAGGACGAAAAGAACAUUCAAGCUAGCAAUUAAUGCAACUUAUUUAAAGAUCCACCGAGAAUGGCAUAAUCGAGUGAUAAAUUAUGUUCGUUUGUUUUAGCGCAAAUUUACUUUAUAUCUAUUCGUUUUGUAAUUUCAAUACGGCACACAUUCGCGCAAUCGAAAGAUUACCCAAAUCGCCACUUAUUUUAGUAGUGCAACAUUUGUACAUUUAUACGACAUUCUGUACUUUUACAACAAUGCGACACGUAGUGUCACAAGAUAUUGAAAUUCCUGUUGUAAUAAGUCAUUCCACCGGAAACGAAGGCAUCUUUGCAAAUAAAUUAUUUUGUCAUGGACAUAGCCUAGCUAUAAAUAAAUGUCUGAUUAGAAAUAAAAACAA